Molecule: messenger RNA, 5121 nt
Organism: Cydia strobilella
Lineage: Eukaryota; Metazoa; Arthropoda; Insecta; Lepidoptera; Tortricidae
Product: kinesin-like protein KIF15
Exons: 9
Coding region: 217-3318 (1033 amino acids)
Biological process (GO): microtubule-based movement
Cellular component (GO): microtubule; kinesin complex
Molecular function (GO): ATP binding; ATP hydrolysis activity; microtubule binding
Source: RefSeq, a predicted model, not a curated record
UUGAGGUCAGAGAAAGACAGAGUCCCGAUAGUGAACGUGCUUGACGACAAGACAGUAACAAUUACCAAUUUAAAAGUGAGUGCCUCAGGCGCGGGUGACAGCAGAGAGCGCGUGCGCCGGUACCACGCCGACUAUACUUUCGACAGCGCUUGCGCGCCCACCAAUCCAGAAUAUGCCACUCAGGAAAAGGUUUUCGAGAGCAUUGGCCGUGACGUAAUGUCAUGUCUCUCACGUCUCUCCUCGGUCUGCGUGCUAGCGUAUGGACAGAGUGCCACAGGGAAGACUCACACGAUGAUGGGCACGGACUCGCAGCCAGGGUUAGUGCCGCGCCUCUGUAGGGAGCUGGCGUCUGUGGAGUGUGACGUCACCAUCAGUUUCCUGGAAAUCUACAACGAGCGCGUCCACGACUUGCUGGUUGGCGAGGAUCCACCACUGACCUUCAACUCUUUGCCGCGGCGGCGUGGCAACGCGCGUAAGGACCUGCGCGUCCGCGAGCACCCCACGAGAGGACCUUACGUACAGAACUUACGCCGUGUAGCCGUAACCAACGUCGAGGCGCUGCUCGCGCUAGUGGCGGAAGGCUGCCGCCGGCGGCGCACAGCUGCGACACGCCGGAACUCCUCCUCUUCGAGGUCUCAUGCUCUGCUGGAGCUGAGCACGCCCAAGGCAACCUUGCAUCUAGCUGAUCUUGCUGGAAGUGAAAAAGCCAGCUGGGAGGGUGUCGGAGGAGGACGCCAAAAAGAAGGUGCCAAUAUUAACAAGUCCCUCGUGGCUCUAAGCAACGUCAUAUCUGCAUUAGUGAGCGGUAGCAGCGGCCGUGGACGGUUUGUUCCCUACCGGGAUUCUGCUCUUACUUGGCUUCUAAAAGAUUGCUUCACGGGAGGCGCCUGCACUUUUAUAAUAGCAACGGUUUCUCCGAGUGUAGCCUGCUACGGCGAGUCGGCUUCCACCCUCCGCUGGACGUCUCGCGCGCGUCAACUGCCUCCCCCGCGCACCGCCCCGUCCGCACAGGCCUGCAUACAGGCUCACUACAACAACUUACUUGCUGAGCUUUGUCGGCAUCAUAUAAGAUACGUCCCAGAAACUGAAGGACUAGUUUAUGAAGACUCUCAUUGGGAUUUAAAGCCAAAAAAUGUAGAAAUUGUAGAUGAGAACAUAGCUGAAAUAGGGAACUUUAUGGAUAUGUUGCAACAGAAGACUGAUACCGAACCAAAAUCUGUGGCUUCAGCACACACUAGUUCGGAUGUGCUGAACGCCGCAGAUGAAAAUGUAAACAUAGCUAACGAAAUCAACAAGGAGGUAGAUAAAUUACUUGUGCCAGCGCUAGAAAGGACAAGGAGUGAACUAGAAAUUGUAGCACCACUCCGACAUAAAAGACGACAUUAUAGGUCUCAAGAAGUGCUGUCUAUCGACAAGACUCUACACGAACCAAUUCCUGUUCAAACUCAUGAGCGAAUUCGUGUAAAUGCUGGUAAAACUCAUGUUCCUAUUUUAUACGAUAAUCAAAGAGCAGAAAUUGUGGCAUCGGUUACUGAACGGUUGUAUUCGAAACUGAAAAAGAAAGAAGAAGCGGCUGUGGCCAAAGUGGAAUCAAUGGUAGACAAAAAGAUUGUAGAGCCACUAAGUGAACUAAAAAUUUGUACCAACGCGAGGCAGCGUUUAAUGGAAUUAAGUCAGAAAGCGUUAAGAAAUAAGAGAAGGAUCGGCAUACCAGCCCAUACACAAACACGACGGACUGUUAUUCGAGUAAAAGACCAAUGUAUUGAUGUGCAGACUGACUUGGAAUCAUAUUGUGAUAAAAAUAAACACUCAUUAGUUGCUUGUCGGGAUGCUAGCACCGAAACUAAACCUAUAACACCUCGAUGUAAAGAAAUUGCUAUCGGUCCAAAAUGCGGUUCCUUGCGCUCUUAUGAUAAAUCAACAGUUACUGAAGCCAGGCAAGUUGUUCUAAAAAGUACUUUUGUGAUGACUGACGAUGCGGUGCGAUUUGAUAGAUAUACACAAACUAGAGUCUUACCGCCUCCAAGGCGCAAACGCUCAAUAAAAGCCAGUGUUAGUGAAGUUAGUGAUACAAAUAAAGUAGACGAAUGUAUAUCUGUGCCCAUUAUCAGCAUAAAUAUAUCUCAGAGAUACGCAGAGUCAGAAUCUCAAAGUUCCGAUGAAAACUCAGAUUUAUCUAAUAAUGGCACUCCUGAUAGAGCAAGUAGUGUUGGAAUCACUCCCGAUCUCCUAACUAAUCAUAGCAAUGUAGAAUCAGCAACUAAAGGAUAUAAGGAACCAAUUACAUAUCAAGUUGGUAGUAGUCAAGUUCCCUGUAUAGUUAGCCAUAUGAAAGUAACCAAAGGUGACGAUACUUUAAAUCCAUCAAAUUAUAGCACUGAAGAUUUCCCAGAUGCGGAAAACUGUGAAUUGCCCCGUGUAUCCGUAAACUGCUCGAGCAAAGUAAGUCAGAAUGAAAUGAAAGAUAUAAUAUUAGGCCGUAAUGAUGACAUAUAUCCAUUCAAUAUCAUACUUUCACCACCUCGAGAAAACAAUACAAAAAGGAUCGUGAAGUUUAAAGAAAAUAUAUUAACUCCUCCAGGACAAGAUGAUAAAACGAGUAAAUUGUUAGAAGAUAACGAAAACCAAUGCUUCCAUGAUGAUACGAAUUCUCAGAUAGACUCAACUAAAAGGAAUGAUCCUGAAAAACACGACAAUACUAUAAAUUAUAAUUCUAAUAUUAUAAAUACAGAAAUAGAUAACGAUGGUGCUUCUCACGCAUGCACUUCUUCCGACUCCGUAGACUCUGGUAAAGUAGAUUCAGAUUCGUUUAUUUGGCAGCAAGGUGGCUCUGAUCAUAUAGACUAUAAACCAUAUAAUAUAACAAAUCAUCAGUACACACCCGUAUACAAAAACCAAUCAAAAUAUAGAACUGCUAAAUCCCGCAUUUACAGAGAAAUUUUAGGAUUAGACAAAGAACAAUCUGAGAAAGAUAACCGUUAUUACGAAUCAUUAAACUGGGAUUGCAGCUCUAGUGAAAGCAAUCAUACUAAUAACACACGAUAUAAAUUUUUACAAAGCAAAAAAUUCUUUGAAGACCAGAACAAAAAAUAUAACAGACAAAGCGAUACUUACGAUCACCUCGAAAAACAAAUACUUGAUUCGUGUAACAGUUUAGAAAUUUCUGCCGAUAAGUACAAUAGGUAUUUGGUGCAAUAUCGCAGGAAUUCUACAGGAUACUCGAACGAAAGGACCCCAAAGAAAUAUUUGCAACAUUUAGUGCAAUUAAGGAGAGAAGUAGUGAAAGCUGAUAGCGACACUACUGACAGUCAAAACUAAUUUGAUUAAGUAACUUCAAAUUGGAAAUCGUCUUAUUUAGUAAUAAUUGUAUUUCAUGCACUAAUAAUGUAAACAUUUCCCUUCUUAUAGACAAAGGUUAUGAAGUAAGUAAAUUAAGAGUCCCCGGCAAGCUUGGUUUUCCAUACAAACGUAGUUACGCCACAGGGCGGACACGCCAUACAUCAAAACUCGCUUGCGUUUAUAUGUGUGAACGGCACGUUUGUACACGCGUCUUUGUGUGCGUAAGCUGCUUAGGGCUGCCACUUAGAUGUUUUUGAAUUCACGGAGCGUUGUCGUAAAACUCUUAUGUAAAUAUCUAACUAAGGAAUAGAUAUAUGUUUGUUCCUUAAUUAAAGAAACCAUUUUUAAGUUCGCAAAAUUUACAUUAUGCGGUUCUAUUCUUCCCAUUUAUGCCCGUCAUAUUUAUGAAAAUACAGCGCAGCGUUCAUAUUUUCAAUCAUGGUUUGUUCCUCGGAUUAUUUGCACAAAAUGUGAAAGAAAAGUACAUGAUGUAUUUGCAGGACAAUGCUCUUAAUUGAAAACUUAAAAGUGCAACAUUUAAUUAAUUUAUCUAUUUCGAACACUAUUAAAGUUUCAAAUACAACACACACACAGCCCUCGUGCGGCGCUGACAUACGGCGAAGGCGGAGCCGAAUAUUCUCGAGGCCUGCCGAAAUGACACGAGCGGGCCGCAGACGGCCGUGCACACGCAGGAUAACCCGACCGAAACGUAAACAAACGAAAUUGUAUGGGCAAUCUACCGUUCACCAAGCAAUUGGUCCUUGGUCGAUUUAUAAUCUUACACUCAACUGUAUCUACUUUGAAAGCGGAAUUAUUAUAAAUAGGUAUUUGCAUUAUUGUUUUUAUUAAUUUAAACGAUUAUAUAUAAAUAUUAUAUUUUUUUAGACAUGAUAAAAGUGUAACAAAAAACAAAAUAUUUACGAAGGAAUAAUAUCUAUGUACCUACCUAUAGGUAGUUGAAUGUUAGCUAACAUUCACAAGUUCAACGAACAGGUUGUUAAAAUCGGUAGGUAGGUACUAGGUAGGUACCUAUCUAAAUAUUAUUACACCUUUUACACUUUGUUAUAUUGACGUACAUUUGGGUUUUCGACAAAUUGUAGUUUAAAUGAAUGUGAUUGUAGCAAACGCGUUAUUUGAUGUAUUAUCAGUAUUAUAUAGGUACCUACAUGUAAGGUACACUACACGUAGGUAUAAGUAUUAUUAAGUACAUAUUUAAAAAAAAACUUCUUUGUUUCCUACCUCGCACAAUACAUCGGCAUUUUGAAUGUCCCGUCAUCGCGUGACCGCGUCGCUAAUCGAACUGAGCGGCCGGCGAAAAGCCAGCAAUCUGGUGUCGCGGGGCGAGGUAAUUCGAGUUGGGGCGUGGCGGUGCGUGGCCGUUCUGUAUGAUAAUACUAUUACUUAUUCUGUGCCAAAGUAAAUAAAUUGCGAGUUCAUGUAUUUAAUAUACAUCGUGUUUUUUUAAUUAUUUCCGUUAAUUUCAAGGGUGCAUUCCUGAGCUCAAAGACCCCGGUAAUCUACACCAUUUCGGAGAUCAUCAAUUGUUUCUGAUAAGGCCCCUACGAGCGUGUACAUUUGCCUUAGGGCCUGUUUACAUAUUUAUUAGUGUUUAGUACGAGUUCAUACAUUUGCUACUAAACUUAAGUACUAUGUCGGACGAUCGAUCUUCGAAAUGACAUUGGUAUGUCACAGAUUUCAAUUGUUUUGUUGAGUUAAAUGUAAUGCUCGUGUUACAACAACGCUAUAUGCAACAUUUAAUUACUUUUUAUAAAAUAAAAUAAA